AUCAAUCCGCCCCUUCUCUCUUCUCAAAUAGAGAACAGAAGGGAAAGAGAGAGUAUUGCAGAAGAGAGACAGACAGAAAAGAAACGAAAAGAAGCGAAAUCAACCCAGACAAAGGAAGAAAGAAAGAAGAAGAAGAAAGAAAGUGUGGACAACUGACAGGGCACGAGGAUCAAUCUGGCGAUAACUUUAUAUCUGCUUUCUUUCUUUUCUUUCUUCCGGUGACUUCGCCUCUUCGUCCUAUCCUAGCAGCGCCAAAUCAUUUUCUCUUCUCUUUCUCCCUCUCGCUUUUUCCAUUCUCUUUCAUCCUUCGGAUGUACUCCUCUUUCAGCCCACCCGCCGCCGACCCAAGAAGCGUUGAAGUUCUUCUUGCCUGCUUCAUAAAUGUCUUACGAUCGAGUUCUCCCCAAACCGCCCGCUUUACAUUAUGACUCUCAAGUCACCCUGGCUCGGCCGACUAGCAACCUCCUCGAGCACAAGAUCAUGAAUGACGACCUGACCAAGAUGUCUGUGAUGGAUCAUCGAAGAGAUGCUCCCGCCGUCGGAGCUCCCUGUCGCUAUGUGGCCGACGCGCUCCCACAGGUCCAUCUCUCCUCUCUCAACCGGGCCAAGAUCGCUUUGAACAAGAUCGCCUCCACCGCGCCCAUCGACCAUCCGAGGUCCACGGAGCCGGGAUUGGCCCCCCAGCUGGCCCUUCGAGAGCGCUCCUCGGUUUCGGAACGCUCCUCCUCCGCUAGCCCUACCAAGAGGGAGAGCGAAACCAAGUUCUGCCUGUGCCAGCCAGAUCCGAAGAUCCCCAGACCUCGAAAUGCCUUCAUCCUGUAUCGCCAACACUACCAAGCGGCAGUCGUGGCUUCGAACCCGGGACUCGCCAACCCCGAGGUCUCCAAGAUCAUUGGCAUCCAAUGGAGGAGUUUGCCCCAGGACACUAAGGAUGAGUGGAAGAAACUCGCCGAGGCUGAAAAAGCCCGCCAUCAACAGCAAUAUCCGGAGUACCGGUAUCAGCCGCGCCGGUAUGGACGAGAUGGCAGCUCUCGAGGCACGAGUUCGGGGAUCAGCCACAACCCCAACGGCUCGAGUGUCUGCAGUCGGUGUGGUGGCCGAGUGAUGAACCCGCCCGUCUCUCCGGACGCCAUCUUCACCCCAAAUGGGUCCACGAGCUCGAGCGCUUCCUCGGCGACUCCAGAGGCGGCCACGGUCCGUAAUUACCACUGCCGGACGACGGAUGCAGAGCGUGUCCCGCACCCGAUCAAGGUCGAGACGACGAAGGUGGAAACCAACGGCGGUCCUCAUGCGUCUCGACAACGCCAGUGGGAGGAGAACGGAGCUCGAUCCCCAGACUCGAAACGUCGGCGUUUCAACCCCCAACCCACUUUCAAAUCGAAUCCCCAUCGUGAAAGAAGCCCCGAGACUCCGUACCCGAUAUCCCCAUACACCCCACGCACGGACGUCCCGCCGAACUAUCGAGGCCCACAUCACACCUUUCAAAUGUGGCAGCCGCCUCGACCGCUGCGUAGUGCCCACUCAGGCCCACCGCAUGACCCCAGCCUCACGCUCCCUCCCCUGCAAACGACCGCGACGACUCCCAGCGCCAUGACCCCAGUCACCCCGUUUCCAAAAGAAGGGUCGAGCGUUGAGGCAACGGUGAUGACGAUCCCAUUUCUCAACAAGAUCAAGGUGAUCUCCAAGAUCGCACCCCCGUUGACCCCCUCAUUCCGGGAAGGGGCCGCUCAAAGACGGGGCGCCGUGAUCGCCGUGGAGGGACAAGAUUCCAAGCUGGUCAAUGCCAUGGUGGAACAUCUGAACCACGUCUUGCAGAAAGAAGGCAAAUAUCAAUCUCGCGUCUUCCCCGGACCCAAGGUGCCGACGGGGGAGAAAUACUCGGAGCCCAGCCAAGCCGGCCAUGGUACGGUGGACUACAUCCACACGAUCUCGGGCUGGAACACGGUAUCCAAGGACAUUGUACGCUUUGUCGCACCCGAGCUGCCGGAAGCGAAGUCGGUGGACGAGGAAUCCGCAACGCCCGGGAUGUCCCCCAAGACCAUCAUCCCCAAGACGGCCGAAAUGCAUAUCCGCUCGCCGUCCCAGUCGAGCGACAACGGGUCGGUAUCAGCGGGCUCCUCCUCAGGGGCAAGCACGUGUUUCGUUCCCGUCGCCCUCGUCCCUCAAUAUCAACUGACGACGGCGGAUUUCUUCGCCUGCUCGGUUCCCCUCAAUGACUCGUACGCGGUAUUGGACCACUGGCAGUGGAUGGCAUCCCUGUGGCGAGGAUGCGUGGGAGCCGACAUCACCGUCUAUAUCCGGGACUGCGAGAAAGAGGAGUUGGACCGGUACGGGGGAAACCCCGUGGAGGUGCGUCUCCAGGACGCACGAACUGUGGUGCUACGUCGAGCUGCAGGGUCCACGCGGGACCUUGACGAAAAGGCGCUGAAACGUGUUGGGUUCGAAAUUGAGUUUUUCCUCUCCCAGUGAUGGCUGGGUCUGUUCGAUAUUAUCCCUUUCUUGUCUCUAUUUGUGAACGUUUUUUUUAUUUUCUUUCUUUCCUUUCUUUCUUUUACAAUUAUUAUUUUUUUAUUUUAAUUUUUUUUUUCUUUCUCU
Molecule: messenger RNA, 2595 nt
Organism: Aspergillus candidus
Lineage: Eukaryota; Fungi; Ascomycota; Eurotiomycetes; Eurotiales; Aspergillaceae
Product: putative HMG box transcriptional regulator
Exons: 3
Coding region: 382-2469 (695 amino acids)
Biological process (GO): anatomical structure morphogenesis; cell differentiation; negative regulation of transcription by RNA polymerase II
Molecular function (GO): RNA polymerase II cis-regulatory region sequence-specific DNA binding; DNA-binding transcription factor activity, RNA polymerase II-specific
Source: RefSeq, a predicted model, not a curated record